AUGGAGUAUCCCUACAAUAGCUCCGACCUAGACUCCGUCCUCAAAACACUAUCGGGUCUAGCGUCGCAGCAACAAUCAUCCCAGAGUACAUCAACACCUCCAAGUCGAUCAGAAACACCCCAGCAAAGGCCACAACGACCAAAAGAAGUCCAAGCCCCUCCACGCCCACCUUCCAAUCCACCCAAACCAUCCACCUCAACUACAGACGCAUCAAGCAUCACUACCUGGCCCGCCGCACUUCGCCAUGUGAUGCGAAUAGUCGGCCAAAAUGAAGAAACUCAGCUCCGUAUCCGCGGCCUCAUCCACAGCCAACAUAGCCACGAACGGCAGUGGUGGAAGAGCCGCGAGGCAUUAGUAUUAAGGCAACAAUCCCGGGGAGAAGAAGAAAGAGCUCGACGCAGUAUUACGAUCUAUCGGAGCACCCAUCGAUCAAAAAGAGAUAUCGCCCAAGACGACAAAGCAGAAUUGGAUACCUACGAUGCAAAAGUCUACAAAGUGUCGGCGAAAAUGGCUACUGCACUCAUGUCAGAACUGCGAGGCUUGGAUAUUCCUUUCUUUGCCCUGAAGCAGAGUCUUGUCGUAGAUUCGGAUCGUCCCUCUGAAGUUAAUGGUUUGGAUUCUGGGAAAGUAACUAAAGCCGAGCUCCUUGAGCUGCAACGACGGAUGCUGGGUUUACUUGAGGAUUUAUGUAAAGAGUAG
Messenger RNA from Penicillium cosmopolitanum, 699 nucleotides. Its product is annotated as DUF2458 domain-containing protein. NCBI's taxonomy places the organism in Eukaryota, Fungi, Ascomycota, Eurotiomycetes, Eurotiales, Aspergillaceae. The coding region runs from base 1 to 699 and encodes 232 amino acids. The record is from RefSeq and is a predicted model, not a curated record. The transcript is spliced from 3 exons.